GGUCCUUCGAUCGGCCUAUUGGGCAUCUUACUUGUUCGAGGCUUGCGGCACGGAUUUUUCCCUUGACAAUAACGCUGCUCCUUUGUGAACAGUAUACCAGCUAAGUAGGCCCGUGUGUCGACCUUAAAAAAAGAUGUCCAUGGCUCUGAGCCCCACGCAUGUGAACAUCACCACCGGGCCAAGCGUUCCUCCGCCAUCUCCAGGCCUGCGCUUUCACCUCAACGCGUCAUUUGUCACCAGCCUGAAUGGCUUGGUCACGGUAUCCGAAAUGAUACUGUCUAUCAUCGUCUACGCCUUGUCGGUGUCUUCGGCUGUAGGCCUUGCCUCUCUGAAUCUCCUGAUGUCACUUAGCUUCUGCUACUGGCUGCUGUGUUCUUUCAUCCUACUGUCGGAGAGCAUGUCCACGAAGCCUGUCCUGCCUACGACCACCUUUUUUCUCACAUUGCACACCCUCGGAUCUCUUCUGUACAUCUUCGCCUCGAUCGCCCACCUGGCCAUCUUCAACUCUUCCGCUACGAUGGCGGGACCGGCUUUGCUCAAGGCUGUUUUCAACGCCGACGCGGUGAACGCAGCUGGGGCCAUGGGACUCAUCGCGGGAGCUGCGCACCUCUUCCACGUUGCGUUAAUCGUCAAGAAAAUGAUUUCGUAGGGAGAAUCGAUGGACUAAAGUCUGA
Molecule: messenger RNA, 674 nt
Organism: Rhipicephalus sanguineus (brown dog tick)
Lineage: Eukaryota; Metazoa; Arthropoda; Arachnida; Ixodida; Ixodidae
Exons: 5
Coding region: 134-649 (171 amino acids)
Source: RefSeq, a predicted model, not a curated record